This is a messenger RNA of Geosmithia morbida, 558 nucleotides long. RefSeq lists its product as uncharacterized. The coding region runs from base 1 to 558 and encodes 185 amino acids. The transcript is spliced from 2 exons. The record is from RefSeq and is a predicted model, not a curated record. NCBI's taxonomy places the organism in Eukaryota, Fungi, Ascomycota, Sordariomycetes, Hypocreales, Bionectriaceae.
AUGGCGAGCAGCGAAGCACCGCGCGUGUCGGCUUCGUCCAAGGUUGACGGCGCCGCCGCGACCAAGGACCUCCCUCCCUUGUCUGACCGCGACUUCCGUAUCUAUAACCGAUUGGCCGAGAAAAUGGAUCUACUUCACAACAACUUCCGUCGCUCAUGGAACCUCCUCUGGUCGGCGUGCGAGGCCAACCGACGGCCGCGCGGCAUGACGCUCAAGCAGUUCAUCAACGAGGGCCUCAGGUUCGCCGAGCACCUGACCAUGCACCACGACAUCGAGGAGCAGCACGUCUUCCCCCACCUGGGCCUCCGCAUGCCCGAGUUCCGCGGUGACCUUCAGGGCCAACACGCCCAGAUCCACCGCGGACUCGUGGGCUUCGAGACCUACCUCCGCGAUUGCACCUCCGGCCGGAAGGACUUUGAGCUAUCCGCGCUCCACGAGAACAUGAAGUCCUGGAGCAAUAUCCUCUGGACUCAUCUGGACGACGAGGUGAAGGUGUUGGGCGCCGAGAACAUGAGGCGGUAUUGGUCUAAGGAGGAUAUGCAGAGGAUGCCCAUGUGA